ACAGUGUGUUGCAACCAAAAAGAUGUACUCGCACAGCCACUACUGAAGUGAGGACUCCCCAAAAAAAUUCCCCAAUGUUUUACAGUUUAAUUACUUCAUCUCCCUCUUUCUAAUAAAUAUGAACUGAUCUCUUUCUCCUUGGCGCGGAUCCCAACGUCUCUCUCUAUAUCUUUCUCUCUCCUCUAGCCAUGGGUCCUCGUCGACGAAGAAUCUCAACUUCCGUCUUCGCCAUUGUUCUAUCCAUAUCUCUGGUGGUGUUCAACUGUACUCUCACUAAAGCUCAGUUACUUCAAAGAGAUCGCAGAGGGUACCCGCUUCUUUACGAUUGUGAGCAGUGUAACAGAAAAAAGGACCAGGCAACUCCAUCAUACACAUCCGUUGAUAAAUCUGGGAAUUUGGAUGUCAAGGAUAUUGAUAUAAUGGUGACAUAUAGUGAUGCUUCUGGCGCAGUCCGGGUUGGUUCAGUAAAAGCAAAAGAUCUAUCUUCUUCCUGGGUUUGGAAAACUCCUACUAGUCACCACGAUGACCGUGUGAAAAAUUCUGAGAAACUGAAGGAUCCAUCUCAGCCCAUCACAAGGCAUGACGACAGUACUGAGCAUCAUAUCGAGGCAAAGCAAAGUUUAGAAAGCACUACCUUUCACGCAAAAAAAUAUCCAGAAGAUCCAAUCAAGCGCCACCGCCAGAUAUUACGGCUUAAUAGAAGGGAGCUCCGCGCAGCAGAAUUAAUGAGGCAAGACAAAGACGUGGAUGCAGAGAUGGAGAAAGCAGCCAUCGAACGUGCUGAGGGGCUGGAUACUACCGUCAUAGGGAAGUAUAGUAUUUGGAGACGAGACUAUGACAAUUCAAACUCUGAUUCUACUUUAAAGCUUAUGCGUGAUCAGAUCAUAAUGGCAAAAGCAUAUGCUACCAUUGCGAAAGCUAAGAAUGAAAGCAGUCUCUAUGAUUCCCUAACGAAGUGCACGAAAGAUAGCCUGAGUGCCAUUGGAGAAGCAAAUUCUGAUGCGGAUCUUCUGCCAAGUGCCCUGGAUCAAGCAAAGGCAAUGGGGGGGAUUCUCGCAUCAUCAAAAGAAAAAUUGCAUGAUUGUGCUGUUUUAGCCAGGAAACUAAGAGCCAUGAUUCAGCUAGCUGAAGAUAAUGUUAAUGCUUUGAAAAAGGAGAGUGCAUUUUUGAUUCAGCUAGCUGCAAAGACGAUCCCAAAACCAAUACAUUGCCUUUCUCAACUGCUUACAGCUAAUUAUUUCCUUCCUGGCCGUGCAAACAAAGGUGUUAACGAGAAAGAGAAGCUCGAAGAUCCAUCUCUUUACCAUUAUGCCAUCUUUUCAGAUAAUGUACUUGCAACAGCAGUGGUAGUGAAUUCUACUAUUGUGCAUGCAAAUGAGCCAGAAAAGCAUGUUUUCCACAUUGUUACGGACAAGCUGAAGGUUGCAGCAAUGAAAAUGUGGUUUCUUGACAAUCCUCCUUCUAGUGCUGCUGUAGAAGUCUUGAACAUUGAUGAUUUCAGGUGGCUAAAUUCUUCUUAUUGCCCUGUUCUUCGGCAACUUGAAUCUGCUCGAAUGAAGGAGUUUUACUUUAAGGUCAAUAAUAACCCAUCAUCUCUCUCAACUGGUUCAGACCAACUCAAAUACAGGAAUCCAAAAUAUUUGUCAAUGUUAAACCAUCUCCGUUUCUAUCUUCCAGAAGUGUAUCCCAAGCUUAAUAAAAUCUUGUUUUUGGAUGACGACAUUGUUGUUCAAAAGGACUUGACUCCACUUUGGUCCGUUGAUAUGAAAGGAAUGGUAAAUGCUGCUGUAGAGACAUGUAAGGAGAGCUUUCAUAGGUUUGACAAGUAUCUUAACUUCUCUAAUCCCUUGAUCUCUGAAAACUUCGACCCCAAUGCUUGUGGCUGGGCAUAUGGAAUGAAUAUGUUUGACCUGAAUGAGUGGAGGAAGAGAAACAUAACAGGAAUUUAUCAUCAUUGGCAAGAACUGAACGAGGAUAGAACUCUCUGGAAACUGGGCUCAUUGCCACCUGGACUGAUCACUUUCUACAAUCUAACCUAUCCGCUAGAGCGAAGCUGGCAUGUGCUGGGACUCGGAUACGACCCUGCACUCAAUCAGACUGCAAUGGGGAAUGCCGCGGUUGUUCAUUAUAAUGGAAAUUAUAAACCGUGGUUAGAUCUCGCCAUCUCCAAAUACAAGUCAUAUUGGUCCAGAUAUGUGAUGUAUGAUAGCCCCUACCUUCAACACUGCAAAUUCACGGAAUAGCCUCAACAUGUAGCAGCAGAACCUAACAGGAAAAAUACGAAAUGACUUUACCCUUUUUUUUUUUUUUUUUACCACACUUCCCUCGUCAAAAAUUCUUUUGAUUAUAUAGAUCCCCGAGAUGGCACAUUGUUGUCACCACUUUGUAACAGUUCUGUAAAAGCAAAAUUACGUAUAGGUUUACGGAGUAUAUUUUCACUAUUUGUAUAGAUUCAUAUGCCACAAGGAAGAACAAAAGUUAAUGGAAAAAUAUUCAUUUUUUUUAUAUCGUCCGAGGCAUUACUCGGACUCAGCUACAA
This is a messenger RNA of Spinacia oleracea (spinach), 2539 nucleotides long. RefSeq names its product probable galacturonosyltransferase 3. NCBI's taxonomy places the organism in Eukaryota, Viridiplantae, Streptophyta, Magnoliopsida, Caryophyllales, Amaranthaceae. Gene Ontology annotation, molecular function: polygalacturonate 4-alpha-galacturonosyltransferase activity. The transcript is spliced from 9 exons. The record is from RefSeq and is a predicted model, not a curated record. The coding region runs from base 189 to 2243 and encodes 684 amino acids.